UUUUAAACAACGCAAGUCUUACUCACCUGCUUAUUUCCCAUUUCGAGCGCCACACAGCACACUUCCUCCAAACUCUCAACAAUGGCCGCCGCCUCCUCCGUCGCUACCACUGCCAAGUCAGCACUCUCCACGCCAUCACUCUCACCGUCAUCAUCACUUAAACAUAACCCCUCAAGAUCCACUUUAGGGUUUAUAUCCACAUCAUCGCCAACCUUAAAGUCGCUGGUUUCUCGUGUUCAUACUAAACAAAAUGUCCCGCUAAAUCAAAGAUCAUCAUCGCUUUCAGUUAAAAUGGUUUCAAGUCCUUCUAUUGCUCCUACGACGUCGCUUGAUUUUGACACCUCUGUUUUCAAGAAAGAAAAGAUCACUUUAGCUGGUCAUGAUGAAUAUAUUGUGAGAGGAGGGAGAGACUUGUUUCCUUUGUUGCCUGAUGCUUUUAAAGGGAUUAAGCAGAUUGGUGUCAUUGGCUGGGGAUCUCAGGGGCCAGCUCAAGCUCAGAAUUUGAGGGAUUCUCUUGCUGAUGCAAAAUCUGAUAUUGUUGUAAAGAUUGGGCUGAGGAAGGGCUCCCGCUCUUUUGCCGAAGCUCGUGCUGCAGGGUUCACUGAGGAGAACGGAACUUUGGGGGACAUAUGGGAAACCAUUGCUGGCAGUGAUCUUGUCUUGUUAUUGAUUUCUGAUGCUGCACAGGCAGAUAACAAUGAAAAGAUAUUCUCCCACAUGAAACCAAACAGCAUCCUUGGGCUUUCCCAUGGUUUUCUUCUGGGACAUUUACAAUCUUUGGGGCUUGACUUUCCUAAGAACAUAAGUGUUAUUGCUGUUUGCCCCAAGGGGAUGGGGCCUUCUGUAAGGAGGCUUUAUGUUCAGGGAAAAGAAAUAAAUGGAGCCGGAAUUAAUUCCAGUUUUGCUGUCCACCAGGAUGUUGAUGGUAGAGCUACAGAUGUUGCCUUGGGAUGGUCAGUUGCUCUGGGGUCUCCAUUUACAUUUGCCACCACACUGGAGCAGGAGUAUAGGAGUGACAUUUUUGGGGAGCGUGGCAUACUACUUGGUGCUGUUCAUGGAGUUGUUGAGUGCUUAUUCAGAAGGUACACUGAGAGUGGAAUGAGUGAAGAUUUAGCUUACAAGAAUACUGUUGAAUGCAUUACAGGAAUUGUAUCAAAAACCAUUUCAACUAAGGGCAUGUUGGCUGUUUACAAUGCAUUGUCAGAAGAGGGCAAAAGGGACUUUGAGACUGCAUAUAGUGCUUCCUACUAUCCUUGCAUGGACAUCCUUUAUGAGUGUUAUGAGGACGUUGCUAGUGGUAGUGAGAUUAGAAGUGUUGUUUUGGCUGGGCGUCGAUUCUAUGAAAAAGAGGGUUUACCAGCUUUCCCGAUGGGUAAGAUUGAUCAAACACGAAUGUGGAAAGUGGGUGAGCGUGUUCGAGCAGUAAGACCCAAUGGUGACUUGGGUCCUUUGUAUCCCUUCACUGCUGGAGUGUUUGUAGCACUAAUGAUGGCUCAGAUUGAGGUCUUGAGGAAGAAGGGGCACUCGUAUUCUGAGAUCAUCAAUGAGAGUUUGAUUGAAGCUGUGGAUUCACUGAAUCCGUUCAUGCAUGCUAGAGGUGUCUCGUUCAUGGUUGAUAACUGUUCAACCACUGCCCGAUUAGGAUCAAGAAAAUGGGCGCCACGCUUUGAUUACAUUCUUACCCAACAAGCCUUUGUAGCUGUGGAUGCAGGCACUUCCAUCAAUCAGGACCUUAUUAGCAACUUCAUGUCAGAUCCUGUUCAUGGGGCUAUUGAAGUAUGUGCUCAGUUGAGGCCAACUGUUGAUAUUUCAGUGCCUCCAGAUGCAGAUUUUGUUCGCCCAGAGUUGCGCCAAUCUGGAAACUAGAUAUGAAGAAGUUGAGCAUUACUAGGAUGCAUUUGAUUAAGAUGUUUCGAGGAUGGAAGAUUUCGUAGGAGUUGAGUUACUAGAAUGUUUCUAGUCGAAGCUUUAGGUCCUACGUGGAGUGUAGUUUACUGAGUAAUGGUGUUCUUUUUUUGUUUUAUUUAAAAGCCUUAGGUUUGAUCUCUUUUUGUUGAGUGUUGCAGAGACAUCAUAUGCCCCGUAUCCAAAUUUAGGUCGAGUCUGUUUAAGAACAAUUCUUCAUCUUCUCGCCUUUAGCGGCCAUGUUACAGAUCAACUGCAUAUGUUUAUGAAUUUACUCUUUUACGAACUUCUCUCUUGUCUUCUCACCUGUAGCCACCGUUCUGCAGACCAACUGCAUAUGUUUAUGAAUGUACUCUCUUUGUCAAAUAAAGCAGCUGUUUAGUCA
Molecule: messenger RNA, 2290 nt
Organism: Ricinus communis (castor bean)
Lineage: Eukaryota; Viridiplantae; Streptophyta; Magnoliopsida; Malpighiales; Euphorbiaceae
Product: ketol-acid reductoisomerase, chloroplastic
Exons: 10
Coding region: 82-1866 (594 amino acids)
Biological process (GO): L-valine biosynthetic process
Cellular component (GO): mitochondrion; chloroplast
Molecular function (GO): ketol-acid reductoisomerase activity
Source: RefSeq, a predicted model, not a curated record